AUGAAAGGUUUAGCGCUGAUCCUGGUUUUGGCGGCAGCGGCUCUGGGUGACCACCAGCAGUCAUUGGCUGACCCACCAGUAUGUCCAGAGCGGAUCCCGGGCGUGACACUCAACAUUACCUUCUACCCAAAUGAAGAUGACUGCACCAAGUACUGGGAGUGUGACAACGGAAACCUUUACAACGGAUCAUGUACUGAUGGCUUGAUAUGGAAUCCCAACGUGGACUCUUGUGACUGGCCUUAUAAUUACGACUGUCCUUACGAUAAGAAGGAGCAAAGUCUGAUGCCAGGUCAGUCGCGAGCAGACCCGCCCGUAUGUCCUGAACGAAUUCCAGGUGUGGCAAUGAACAUUACCUUCUACCCUAAUGAAGAUGACUGCAGCAAGUACUGGGAGUGUGACAACGGAAACCUUUACAAUGGCUCAUGUACUGACGGCUUGGUGUGGAAUCCCAAUGUAGACUCUUGUGACUGGCCCUAUAAUUACGACUGCCCUUACGAUACGAAGGAGCAAAGUCUGCUGCCAGGUGAGGUUCCCCAACAGCAGUCACGCGCAGACCCACCAGUAUGUCCAGAACGAAUUCCAGGUGUGGCAAUGAACAUUACCUUCUACCCUAAUGAAGAUGACUGCAGCAAGUACUGGGAGUGUGACAACGGAAACCUUUACAAUGGCUCAUGUACUGAUGGCUUGGUGUGGAAUCCCAAUGUGGACUCUUGUGACUGGCCAUAUAAUUACGACUGUCCUUAUGAUAAGAAGGAGCAAAGUCUGUUGCCGGGUGAAGUUCCCCAACUGCAGUCACACGCAGACCCACCAGUAUGUCCAGAACGAAUUCCAGGUGUGGCAAUGAACAUUACCUUCUACCCUAAUGAAGAUGACUGCAGCAAGUACUGGGAGUGUGACAACGGAAACCUUUACAAUGGCUCAUGUACUGACGGCUUGGUGUGGAAUCCCAAUGUAGACUCUUGUGACUGGCCCUAUAAUUACGACUGUCCUUACGAUAAGAAGGAGCAAAGUCUGCUGCCAGGUGAGGUUCCCCAACAGCAGUCACGCGCAGACCCACCAGUAUGUCCAGAACGAAUUCCAGGUGUGGCAAUGAACAUUACCUUCUACCCUAAUGAAGACGACUGCAGCAAGUACUGGGAGUGUGACAACGGAAACCUUUACAAUGGCUCAUGUACUGACGGCUUGGUGUGGAAUCCCAAUGUGGACUCUUGUGACUGGCCAUAUAAUUACGACUGUCCUUACGAUAAGAAGGAGCAAAGUCUGUUGCCGGGUGAAGUUUCCCAACUGCAGUCACUCGCAGACCCACCAGUAUGUCCAGAACGAAUUCCAGGUGUGGCAAUGAACAUUACCUUCUACCCUAAUGAAGAUGACUGCAGCAAGUACUGGGAGUGUGACAACGGAAACCUUUACAAUGGCUCAUGUACUGAUGGCUUGGUGUGGAAUCCCAAUGUAGACUCUUGUGACUGGCCCUACAAUUACGACUGUCCUUACGAUAAGAAGGAGCAAAGUCUGCUGCCAAAUAAACCGACUGAGUGUUCUCAAACUUCAAAUGGUAAACAACUGACAGUCACGUUUUAUCCCGACGAAAAAGAUUGCACCAAAUUCUGGUCAUGCGACAACGGAAAUCUCGUCAAGGGUUCAUGUCCAGUUGGUUUGAUAUGGAAUCCCAAGAUUAAUGCUUGUGACUGGCCUUAUAACUACAAAUGCCAAUACUAG
Messenger RNA from Schistocerca serialis cubense, 1716 nucleotides. RefSeq lists its product as uncharacterized. The transcript has 2 exons. Gene Ontology annotation, molecular function: chitin binding. The coding region runs from base 1 to 1716 and encodes 571 amino acids. The record is from RefSeq and is a predicted model, not a curated record. Gene Ontology annotation, cellular component: extracellular region. Lineage: Eukaryota; Metazoa; Arthropoda; Insecta; Orthoptera; Acrididae.